GAUUUCUGCAACGAACUCUCUUCAUUCUUAUCACUUCGUACUAGAUCGCCUUUGGUCUAUGGGUAAAUAAGCAUCUGGCAUCCGACCAUUUGAUCUCAAUCAUUUGUUUCCGUUUCGUAAGUUGCCUUGCUGUUGUCAGUACAGUCGGUACGAGCACGUUCUUCCGACGAUUUACAGUGCCAUGUCUGCCGAGGAACGGUCAACGCCACCAGUGGCACCAACUAGAGCCCCCCCCACAGAAGAGCAACGAACACGAGCGGAGGUAAACCGUCUUAAAGCCAUUGCGAUCCGGGAGGCUCUCAAGGAGCAAGCAGAGUCCGAACCAACUGUUUCUCGCCCUGCAUUAAACAAUGCGACCUCAUCCUCCUCUCCCACCCCGGGCAAUAAACGCUCUUUCGCAACCAUGGCCAAUAGUCGCAAAGGAGGUGAAGGUCGUGGGGAUAUCGCCAUCAAACCUGCACGCAAGUUCCAAAAAUUUGUGGAGUACGAAUUUGCCAAGAUGACGGACACGAAAGGGGGUUUUAUAUCUACCGAGGAUGACCCUCAUUCUAUGCUUUCGGCGGUAGAUCUACGGGAUAAGCCAGCACACAUGAGUUUGGAGGAUUGGGCGAAGCAUCAGUUGAAGAUGAAGCUUAUGAAGGAGAAAUCGGGACCAUAUGAGCCGGGCCUUAGUGCUCUCACUAUGGGUGAGAAGGAACAGAUCAGGUGUUAUGAGUGUGACACUGUGGAGAUUGAUUGGAGGUGGUAUGAGAUUUUCAAGUGCAGGGUCUGUGCCGGGUGCAAGGACAAAAUGCCGGAAAAGUAUAGUCUUUUGACCAAGACUGAGUGCCGGAAUGAUUAUUUCUUGACUGAUCCUGAGCUCAAGGACGAAGAAUUACUCCCGCGCAUGCACAAACCAAAUCCCCACAGAUCAACUUGGAACAAUAUGAUGCUAUAUCUUCGCUACCAGGUGGAGGAGUUUGCACUACAGAAGUGGGGUUCUAUGGAAAAUCUCGACAAGGAAUUCGAGAGGAGAAAUGGUGCCAGGAAGAAGAGGAAGGAUGAUAAGUUCCGAGCAAAGCUCAGGAGUCUUAAAAAUAAGACUCGUGUCGAGAGCUGGAAACGGAGCGCCGAAAAUGAGAAACAUGAGCAUGUUUGGGGCACCGCCGUUACGAAUACCAGCGGGGAAAGCGUUAGGACGUGUGAGGACUGCGGGUUUGAGAUUGAGGAGCUCGUAUUCUAG
Molecule: messenger RNA, 1222 nt
Organism: Tuber melanosporum (Perigord truffle)
Lineage: Eukaryota; Fungi; Ascomycota; Pezizomycetes; Pezizales; Tuberaceae
Exons: 3
Coding region: 182-1222 (346 amino acids)
Biological process (GO): UV-damage excision repair; nucleotide-excision repair, DNA damage recognition; nucleotide-excision repair involved in interstrand cross-link repair
Cellular component (GO): nucleotide-excision repair factor 1 complex
Molecular function (GO): damaged DNA binding
Source: RefSeq, a predicted model, not a curated record